AUGGAUUUUGCCCUCGUAGCGACUGUUGGAGACCUCUAUAAGAGCAUGGUCUUGCAGGCGAUUUCCUUCGGUGUCGGCCUGUGCUACGAAUUCUCCCGUCUCCUUCCCAACCUCGAGUCUUAUGAGCAACAUGUCAUCGCCGUGGAUAUACCAGAGAGCUCCUCCGUAACCGAGUCGAUUGAGAGUUCAUCGCCACAAUAUCUUCAAGGAACUCGACUGUAUACCGUGACAGCUACUCUCUGCUUGUGUUUAUUCUUGACGAAUCUCGAGAUCCCGAUCGUUUCAACGGCGCUGGUCAGUAUCGCAGGGGACCUGGGCGGGCUGGACAAAAUCUACUGGAUCACGACUGCGUACAUGCUUGGAUAUGCCGGGGUCCUUGUUUUAUCUGCAAAGGCCAGUGACAUCUUUGGUCGCAAGGCAUGUCUUCUUACCGCCCUUAUCAUAUUCGUCAUCUUUUCGGCUGCUUGCGGUGCCGCUCAGACGAUGAAUCAAUUAGUUAUCUUCCGCGCAUUGCAAGGCCUUGGAGGAGCAGGCAAUUACGCUAUUUGCUCGAUCAUCGUUGUGGAGAUGGUCCCCCCAGACCAGUUUGCCAAAUACACCGGCGGAGUUGCCACAGUAUUCGUAUUCUCGCUUCUCUUCGGGCCGCUCUUUGGAGGUGCAAUUACUCAACACUCGACCUGGAGAUGGGUCUUCCUCCUCAAUAUACCACCAGGGGUUAUUGCGGUUAUAGCCUUAUUUCUGCUAUUGCCGAAUGGAUUCCCUUUUCACCACAAGCCGCGUGAGGCCAGGCGUACCUUUUGGGAAUCCUUUAUGAAUGCAUACCAUCGGAUCGACAUUACGGGCGCUUUCUUAUUGGUUGCAGCAACUGUCCUGCUGGCAGCUGGUCUUAAUGAGGCCGAUGAGCGAUUCGCCUGGCGAUCUGCCUUUACUAUUGCAGUUCUAACCAUCUCGGGCAUUUUAUGGGUUCUUUUUCCGCUGUGGGAGCGGCGGGUGACUCUGAUGAAUUCCCGUAUCGAGCCUGUGUUUCCAUGGCGAUUCUUUUACAAUCGUGUGUGGAUGGCAAUGCUAGUAAAUGCCGUAUUUCUGGGGAUGGUUUUCUUUGCAACCAUGUUUAUAGUUCCCCAGCGCUUUGAGAUUGUCAACGGACUCUCCUCUUUCGACGCUGCUGUCCGGUUCAUCCCUUUCACGGUGUUUUCCCCCGUCGGAUCGAUGUUAUCCCCGACUCUUGGAAAGGCUUUCAAAAUUCCUUUGAUGUAUCUUCUGAUCAUGGGUUCGGCAGUCCAAAUUCUUGCCUUUGCCUUGCUCGGGACUCUACCCAACGGGUAUGAUAUCCCGACUCGACAAUAUGGAUAUCAGAUCCUGGCUGGGUUUGGUUGCGGCAUAAAUAUCCCCCUUCUUACUUUAAUGACACCCUUUGCCACUGAGAAGAGAGACCAUGCGGUUGCCAUGGGGGCAAUCGCGCAAUUUCGAAUCUUAGGGGGGUCUAUUGGUCUAGCGAUUGUCACUGCCGUUCAGCAUGGCUAUCUGCGCUCUCAUUUGCGCCAAUCUUUGGAAGGGGCAGGGGACCUGGUGGAGGCCGUCCUGCAGUCAACCUCAGCCAUCGCCACGCUUCCCAGUGACACGCAAGAUCUCCUGGACUGGCAGGGGCUCAGCUCCUUACGUCGCUGA
This is a messenger RNA of Penicillium macrosclerotiorum, 1668 nucleotides long. Its product is annotated as MFS general substrate transporter. Lineage: Eukaryota; Fungi; Ascomycota; Eurotiomycetes; Eurotiales; Aspergillaceae. Gene Ontology annotation, molecular function: transmembrane transporter activity. The transcript is spliced from 9 exons. Gene Ontology annotation, biological process: transmembrane transport. Bases 1 to 1668 code for a protein of 555 amino acids. Gene Ontology annotation, cellular component: membrane. The record is from RefSeq and is a predicted model, not a curated record.